UUGGCAACAGUAUAUAACUACUGCAAGGAAUAUUCGGUAAAUAUAGAAUGGAAGACUCGAAUGACAUACAGGGGCAUUUGAGUCAAAAUGCUCGUUGCUGGGAGCCAACCGUGAGACUAGAAUUCAACCCAAAUACAGGAAAGCUGGGCGUAUCGACUUCAAAAUGCAGAGAUUCGAAAGAUUUACCGAUUUGUAUGUUACCAUCAGGAAAGCUAGUAAGAGGACUUCAAAUGGCUGCUAAAGGGUUUUUUGGUGGUGAGUUUGUCGCAGGGACAGACAGGAUGGUGAUAACUCCUCGGUCUUCUGAUAAGAAUGAAGUUUCUGUCACAACCAUGCAUAUCUCUUGCAAAUGCGACACGUAUAAUGAUGGUCACAACUAUGGCGGAGUCAUUGUUUAUCAAUACAACGGCAAGUCAGAAUGGAGAACCGCCAACAACACUCACUGUAAGUCUGGUUAUAUCGUCAUUCAGGAUACCGACAGAGAAGACGUUAAGAAAUGGAAGAAUGAGCCUGGUCAAGUUCAUGGAGCUGUUUAUAGAAAUGCCUUCGGUGAAUCUGUAAAUGACGCGGAAGUCGUUGGCGAAGGGUUUGCAAUACGAAAUGAAACAUUUGAAAUGAAUUCGGGCGUUUUCAACAAUCCAAAGGACAGUCCAUUUCAUGAUCGUCGUAGAAGAAUGCAUGAGUUGUCUGAGUAUUGCGUCAGAAAAAUUGUGGAGUCAUGGGCGAAUGCUGGUCCUGGCUGGCUUGAGAAAGGAAGAAAUUUUGCAGUAGAAGCUCAAUUCAAAUCACAUAAAAGUCGCCGCACGGAUAAGCGUGUCGCCAGAGUUAAUUUUUUCGGGGCAAAGACCCUGGUCAAGGCUGGUCAUUAAGAAAGAGUCGGCAGGUUUACAGCACUGGUCCGAAGUUGAUAGUUAUAGUCUGUUUUUUCUGGUCGGAUUUGAAAGAACCAAUCAGUCGCCUACAACUCCAGGUUAGCCUGGUUAGGUGGGAAUAUGGUAAAGCUUUGAACAAAAAUUCCAUUCUGAUAAAGGUGGCAAGUACUUGUUAUUAGAGUGCUUCGUUUGAGUGGUUCUCGUUCAUUGCGCCAUGGCGCAAACGUUUGAAAUCAUCCGAGCUGAUGUAGUGACGUGUUCGCUCUGAUCGGUGUCAGGUUUUUUUGUUGAUUGUACAUGGGAAUUGUCAUAUUCCAGCCAUAAGCCACUAUGCGACUAA
Molecule: messenger RNA, 1212 nt
Organism: Dendronephthya gigantea
Lineage: Eukaryota; Metazoa; Cnidaria; Anthozoa; Malacalcyonacea; Nephtheidae
Exons: 2
Coding region: 48-869 (273 amino acids)
Source: RefSeq, a predicted model, not a curated record